AUAUUCAAGAUGGCUGCCAUCAUAAUACUGUAAAUAAACUAAAUCUGGCAUAAAAAUUUGAUAAGAAUGUGUUAUCAAACAAAAUUUUAGUAAUAUUUAAAACAAUAUAAAGCACAUAAAAACAAUUUCUUAAAACUACAUUUGUUCUGAGUUAUAUGAAAAAGUUAUGGCUGAAAGUAAUUCAUCCAAGGCAAGUGAUAAUAAUGGAAAUGGUUGGUCAUGGAAUUCGUGGCUUAGUGCAGCCAAAAAUAAGAGUACAGAAGUAUUUGAAUUUGUGAAGAAAGAUCUGGAAGAAAUUGGAUCUGCAGUCAAAAAUGAAGCUACGUGUAUGGUGUCGAAUACAACACAUGCGUUGGAACGCACUCUUAAAUUAAAUGAUUCAGAAUCAACAGCAAGCUCAAUGAAGAGAACUUUCAGCUCAUUUUUAGGCCAAAUGAAUACAGUAUUAAAUCCUACACCAGAUGAUUCCGAUACAGAGGCUGUUAUUAUUACAGGCGAUAAUGAAACACAGCCAUUAACAAAAUUACAACAAGCUUUAUAUGAACUUCAAAAUAAUCCAGGAACAUAUUUAAAAGAUCCCGAACAGAAUUUAGCUGCACAAUAUGAAUGUUGGUUAGAAAUAAUCAAUGAUCAACUAACCGAAGACCGUUUAGCCAAACAUUUAUUAAGUAGUGAAGUUUUAAACCAACAAUAUUUAGCACUAUGCCCCGAUCAAGUAUCACACGAUACAUUCUGGAAACGAUAUUUAUUUAAAAAAGCAUUACUAGAAGACAAUAUGGCACAUCAGGAAGCAUUAGAGAAACGACAAAAACGUGAACAAGAAAUGCUUUCCGAAGAUAAUUUAAAAUGGGAAUCAGAAGAUUUUGCAAAUAAUAUUGAUUUAACCGAAGAGGAACAAAUCAAAUUAUUAGAACAAUAUGAGAAUGAGUUCAAAACAAAAUAUUCCAAAAAGAAUCAAAAUAAUGAUGACAAUAACAAAAUAAAUAAUGAAAAAAAUUUAAAAAAUGAUGAACAAAAUUCUUUAGAAUCAUCACCAAUAAAAACACCAAGUGAUGUUAGUUUAAAUUCAGCUGAAACAAAGUCUAGUUCAAGUAGUUUAGAUGGCGAAUGGGAAUGUGUUACACCUGACAAGAUCUAAAUACGCUUAAAUGCUUUAUUAAAAUUUAGCAAUUUCAAUCUUACAUAAAUCUAUUAUAUUGUUGAUUCUUAAUAAUAAAUGAUUCCCUGUUUCAUAAUUAUUAUUACUGUCGUUUCGUAAGUUAUAGACAAAUUAUCGACGAUUAAAAAAAUGGUAAAAUUUUGAAAAAUUUAAUAAUUAUAUUUUUUCUUAAAUGUAUUUCUUUUAUUUACACAA
Messenger RNA from Chrysoperla carnea, 1354 nucleotides. Its product is annotated as BSD domain-containing protein 1-like. Lineage: Eukaryota; Metazoa; Arthropoda; Insecta; Neuroptera; Chrysopidae. The record is from RefSeq and is a predicted model, not a curated record. Gene Ontology annotation, cellular component: cytoplasm. The coding region runs from base 167 to 1138 and encodes 323 amino acids. The transcript has 5 exons.